Molecule: messenger RNA, 3682 nt
Organism: Sorex fumeus (smoky shrew)
Lineage: Eukaryota; Metazoa; Chordata; Mammalia; Eulipotyphla; Soricidae
Gene: TACC2
Product: transforming acidic coiled-coil containing protein 2
Exons: 17
Coding region: 103-3225 (1040 amino acids)
Biological process (GO): cell population proliferation; cerebral cortex development; mitotic spindle organization
Cellular component (GO): cytoplasm
Source: RefSeq, a predicted model, not a curated record
CCGCCCCCCGGAUGCCCGCAGCCGCCGGGCUCUGCAGUGCCGCAGCCCCGGCCCGGCCGGCCCGCCGCGGGCCGCCCGCCGGCUCGCCAGGGCGCAGCGACGAUGGGAGGGUCGCAGUCCCUGCAGCCCGUGCCCACCAGCGACCUGAGCCUGGAGGCUUCCGAGGCCAUGAGUUCUGACUCUGAAGAAGCGUUUGAGACCCCGGAAUCCACGACCCCCGUCAAGACCCCACCUGCCCCACCCCCACCACCGCCAGAGGUUGUGCCAGAGCCUGAGGUCAGCACACAGCCGCCCCCGGAAGAACCAGGAUGCCCCGCUGAGCCCGCGCCCGCCGUCCCCGCUGCCGACGUCCCCCGCUGCAGCUCCGUGGAAGGCAGCCCCUUCCGGCCCCCGUCACACUCCUUCUCCGCCGUCUUCGAUGAGGACAAGCCCAUAGCCAGCAGCGGCACCUACAACCUGGACUUCGACAGCAUCGAGCUGGUGGAUCACUUCCAGAGCGCAGAGUCGCGCACGUCGGACCCCAAGAGUCCGGAGUGCAAAGCCGGCGCGAGGCGGAAGUCUUCCGACUCGGUGCCCGUCGCCAAAGCCACCUUGUCCCGCUCACUCAGCCUGCAGGCCGGUGAGUUCGAUGGUGCUUCUUGCUCAGAUAGCGCCGAGACCCCGGCCCCAGAGGCCUCGAGCACCAGCAACGCGUCCAGCACCCUCAAGCGAACUAAAAAGCCCAGGCCACCUUCCUUAAAAAAGAAACCCGCCUCAAAGAAGCCCACGGACACGCCCCCGCUGAAGGAGACCCCACCGGGGCCAGCCGAAGAGCCCCUGGUCCCUGGGGAGGAGAGCUUGGCCCCCGAGGCGAACGUGGAGUCAGCCAAGACGGAAGAUCCCGCACCAGCCUUUGCAGACGAGGCCGCCCUCGAACCCGCCGCCGUGCCCCCGGCCGCCUGCCCCCUGGACUCCGAGGGCCCCGACGAGGCCGGCCCGCCUCCUUCUGGAGGAGGCCGGGUGCAGAACUCGCCCCCCGUGGGCAGGAAGCUGCCACCUCCGGCCGCUGCUCCAGAGGCCGAGGCGGAGACCCCAGCAGAGAGUGGGGGUCCCGAGGACCCCCCGGCUAAAGGCCUCUCCGUGAGGCUGGAGUUUGACUAUUCAGAGGACAAGGGGAGUUGGGACAGCCAACAGGAAAACCCCCCUCCUACCAAAAAGCUCGGCAAGAAGCCGGUUGCCAAAAUGCCCCUGAGGAGGCCCAAGUUGAAGAAGCCUCCAGAGAAGGUGGACACGGCGGCCCCCGCCUCGCCCAGCCGCUCCCCCGCCGAGAAGGUGGACGCCGCGCCCCCCUCGCCCACCCCCGCCUCGCCCAGCGACAUCCCCAUGGCCAAAGGUACUUACACCUUUGACAUCGACAAGUGGGACGACCCCAACUUUAACCCUUUCUCUUCCACCUCGAAAAUGCAGGAGUCCCCCAAACUGCCCCAACAGUCCUAUAGCUUUGCCCCUGACCCCUGUGAGGAGGCUGCGGACCCUCUGAAGCCACCCUCCAAGCCCCCCGGCUCGCCCUCGAAGACCCCGGCCUCCUUUGAGAUCCCGGCGAGCGGUGGGGAUGCCAAUGGCGUGGACGGGGACGGGCUGAACAAGCCCGCCAAGAAGAAGAAGACGCCCCUGAAGACUGACACAUUUAGGGUGAAAAAGUCGCCGAAACGGUCUCCUCUGUCUGACUCGCCUUCUCAGGACCCCACGCCAGCGGGCACCCCAGAAGCACCCCCCGUCAUCUCUGCGGUGGUCCACGCCACCGACGAGGAGAAGUUAGCCGUCACCCACCAGAAGUGGACGUGCGUGACGGUGGAGCUGGACGCAGACAAGCAGGACUACCCGCAGCCCUCGGACCUGUCCACGUUUGUGAACGAGACCAAGUUCGAAUCCCCCUCGGAGGAGCUGGAUUACAGAAACUCCUACGAAAUUGAAUACAUGGAGAAAAUCGGCUCCUCCUUACCUCAGGACGAUGACGCCCCCAAGAAGCAGGCCUUGUACCUUAUGUUCGACGCGUCUCAGGAGAGCCUGGUCAAGCCCCCCGCUGUGCGGAUGUCGGAGCCCCCUACGCCGUGCUCAGGGUCCAGUUUUGAGGAGACGGAAGCGCUGGUGAACGCCGGGGCGAAGGUCCAGCAGCCGGUGGCCCGAGCGCUGGCCCCCGGGCAGGAGGCCCACCUGCAGGUGCCCGACAAGCCCUCCCAGAAGGAGCUGGAGGCCAUGGCGCUGGGCGGCACCUCGGAGGCCAUGGACACUACCGCUCCCGAGGGCGCCUUUGCCUCUGCUGACGCCCUCCUCAGCAGGCUGGCCCACCCCGCCUCUCUCUGUGGCGCGCUUGACUAUCUGGAACCCGACUUAGCAGAAAAGAACCCCCCAGUAUUUGCCCAGAAACUGCAGGAGGAGCUAGAGUUUGCCGUCAUGCGGAUCGAAGCCCUGAAGCUGGCCCGGCAGAUUGCCCUGGCCAACCGCGGCCGCCAGGACGCCCCCAAGAGGGAGGCUGCCCACCCCACAGAUGUCUCCAUCUCCAAAACGGCCUUGUACUCCCGCCUCGGAACUGCAGAGGUGGACAAGCCCGCGGGCCUUCUCUUCCCGCAGCCGGACCUGGACUCAGCGCUCCAGAUGGCCAGGGCAGAGAUCCUAACCAAGGAGAGAGAGGUCUCUGAAUGGAAGGAGAAAUAUGAAGAAAGCCGGCGGGAAGUGAUGGAAAUGAGGAAAAUCGUGGCUGAGUAUGAGAAGACAAUCGCUCAGAUGAUCGAGGACGAGCAGCAGGAGAAGUCGGUGUCCCGGCAGACGGUGCAGCAGCUGGUUCUGGAGAAGGAGCAGGCGCUGGCCGACCUCAACUCCGUGGAGAAGUCCCUGGCCGACCUCUUCCGCAGAUACGAGAAGAUGAAGGAGGUCCUGGAGGGCUUCCGCAAGAAUGAAGAGGUGCUGAAGAAGUGCGCCCAGGAGUACCUGUCGCGGGUGAAGAAGGAGGAGCAGCGCUACCAGGCCCUGAAGGUGCACGCCGAGGAGAAGCUGGACAGGGCCAACGCCGAGAUCGCUCAGGUCCGUGGCAAGGCCCAGCAGGAGCAGGCCGCCUACCAGGCCAGCCUGCGGAAGGAGCAGCUACGGGUGGACGCCCUGGAGAGGUCACUGGAGCAGAAGAACAAAGAGAUAGAAGAACUCACCAAGAUCUGCGACGAGUUAAUCGCCAAGAUGGGCAAAAGCUAACUCUGGCGCCGGUUGUCGGGACUUGAGUGUCGGGCGGGCAGUGGGCACGCGGGCACCGCCCCGUCACCGGCCGCGGGCAGGCGCCCCCUCCGUACGUACUACUGUUCUUCUCUGCAGCCACCUGGCCGUGCCGGAGCUCGGACGCUGGUCCCGAGUUCGCGCCGGCGGUGUGCGUCUCCUGGGUCUCCUCAGAGCAGGCUGGCCGCAGGCUCCCUCGGGGAGAGGGCGUCCACGGGACGGGACACACAUCGCCACUGGACCUUGCUUGCCCUUCGUCCACCAGUUCCCGGGCGAGAAGCUUCUGGAUUUCAUACCCACACGGACAGCCGGCACGGGGACUCUUGCCUUAAGGAUUGUGCACUUGAUCUGCAUUUACUGAUUUGUUAAAAAAAAAAAGAAAAGCGAACGCAUGUUUCCAAUAAAAUUCUCUAUUGUAAAUAAAUGUUUUUUCUUUGGA